UGUGAUUGGCUCAAGUCAUCAGUAAGUUUGAAUGUGCUAGUUCGUCCUGUCAGUGUAGAGUGCGCCGGUCAUGAGGUUAGAGACAGAACAUGGAGAUAAUUGCCGCCGUCCGCGUUGUUGUGAAGUCACUGUUGUUUGUGCUGCUGUGGUCAAACGGUGACGGGAAGGAUUCGGAGCACAGCUACGUCACAUGCGGCUCUCUGGUGAAGCUGCUCAACACCAGACACGACGUCCGCCUGCAUUCCCACGAUGUCAAGUACGGCUCAGGUAGUGGACAGCAGUCUGUAACUGGGGUGGAGAGCGCAGAUGAUGCAAACAGCUAUUGGCAGAUUCGUGGCAAACCCAAGUAUCCAUGUCAGCGUGGAACCGCCAUCAAGUGUGGUCAGUCGAUCCGCAUCACACACAUGAAGACGGGUCGGAACCUCCACACGCACCACUUCAGCUCCCCUCUGUCCAACAACCAGGAGGUCAGCGCCUUCGGCGAGAACGGGGAGGGCGACGACCUGGACGUGUGGGCGGUGCAGUGCGAAGGCCUCCACUGGGAGCGUGACGAGGCGGUGCGCUUCAAGCACGUGGGGACUGACGUGUUCCUGAGCGUGACCGGCGAGCAGUACGGCCACCCCAUCCGCGGCCAGCGCGAGGUGCACGGCAUGAGCUCUCCCAACCAGCACAACUGGUGGCGCACCAUGGAGGGCGUCUUCAUCCAGCCCAGCCAGGAGCCGCUGCGCCACGAUGAGCUCUGACGCCAUCGCCUGCAGGCCUCAGCGGACGCCUGGGAAGCGCUGUGGUGGCUCUGAAGCUGCCAGGGCCGAGUUUGAAUGAUGUAAAACAUUUGACUCAUCACAUGCUACUGUAACGCACCAAGGCAUAGAGAGAAGGGAACGGUAUGUUGUGUUGUAGCCGUGCUUUCCUUAGUUUCUUUUCCUUUAGUUUUAGAUUUGGUGAGAAAAGGAAGAGAAGUGCAGGGCUGACGGGCAGCUAACCUCCAGAGCAACCGCACUGGAAGGGCUGAAAGGCCUCAUGUCCAAUAAUCAGUGUAAAUAUCAAAUCCACAACAAAUUCCUGAAACGUUGUUUGAGUGUAACUUAACAAGCAGUUGAACCCAUUUUUAAAAAUGAAUUCAUUGCAAUAAAAUGUGCAAAAACGUG
Messenger RNA from Betta splendens (Siamese fighting fish), 1148 nucleotides. RefSeq names its product stromal cell-derived factor 2-like 1 (gene sdf2l1). The transcript is spliced from 3 exons. Lineage: Eukaryota; Metazoa; Chordata; Actinopteri; Anabantiformes; Osphronemidae. The record is from RefSeq and is a predicted model, not a curated record. The coding region runs from base 90 to 743 and encodes 217 amino acids.